This is a messenger RNA of Schizosaccharomyces japonicus yFS275, 321 nucleotides long. Its product is annotated as ACN9 family protein. The transcript has 2 exons. The coding region runs from base 1 to 321 and encodes 106 amino acids. Lineage: Eukaryota; Fungi; Ascomycota; Schizosaccharomycetes; Schizosaccharomycetales; Schizosaccharomycetaceae. Gene Ontology annotation, biological process: mitochondrial respiratory chain complex II assembly. Gene Ontology annotation, cellular component: mitochondrion; mitochondrial matrix. The record is from RefSeq and is a predicted model, not a curated record.
AUGCUGCGCUUAGACAAACGAAUUGCUCUUCUUCCACCAUUGCAGUUAUACAGGCGUAUCCUACGAAGUCAUCGACAUUAUUUACCAACAGAAUUACGAGUUCUUGGUGACACUUAUGUCAAAGCAGAAUUCCAUAGGCACCAAAAAAUAACGAAUCCACUUCAUAUUGUUGGAUUCCUUUCAACCUGGCAGUCCUACUGUCAAGAAAUUGAAGGCGAACACUGGAAAGACCAGAAGUUUAAUAAGGAAUUGCUUGAAUCGUUAAAUGAACAACAAAUAUCGCAGCUUUAUCAGCUUUUGAAGGCAAUCCGUGAAGAGUAA